UAAUUAAUGUUGCUUGGUCCAACCAAAAACAAUUAACGUUGCUUGAAGAGGCGGAGAGUGAGGUUCGGAAAUCCACCCACCACCACCACCACCACCACUGGCGGCACCGUUAUCGCAUGAUAUUAUUUCAUUCCCUUUUUUCUUCUAUUUGACUCUAUUAUACUUCAAUCUUCUUACCCUUUCCUACAACAAUGGCUUCCUUUCUUCUUCGCCGCAACUCCAACCUCCUCGCUCGUUCUCUUACCGGUAAUUAUAAGGAGCAAUUUUGCCCGUACUUUCAAGCCAAAUUUGAAUGUUUAGGUGCUGCUUUAAACAGUUUACAUCCAUAUAGUCGCAGUUAUGGUUCUGCUUCCGGUUCCAUCCGAAAUGAAAUUACCGACAUGACUUGCCCUCAUACAUGGUAUCCGUUGGCUAGGAGGAAACGUCGCAGGGUUUUCCUGCAUGUUGGUCCCACUAAUAGUGGUAAAACAUAUCAAGCUCUGAAGCAACUUCAGUCGAGUGCUUCUGGAAUAUAUUGUGGCCCUUUAAGAUUGUUGGCUUGGGAGGUAGCAAAGCGAUUGAACAAGGCAAAUGUUCCUUGUGAUCUCAUAACAGGUCAGGAGAGAGAUGAAGUUGAGGGUGCACAUCAUAAGGCUGUUACAGUUGAAAUGGCUGAUGUAUCAACUGAUUAUAAAUGUGCUGUUAUUGAUGAAAUUCAGAUGUUGGGGUGUAAUACAAGGGGCUAUUCUUUUACACGUGCUUUGUUAGGCAUUGCUGCCGAUGAACUUCACCUCUGUGGUGAUCCAGCUGCUGUUCCUCUUAUUCAAGAGAUAUUGGAUAUUACUGGUGAUGAGCUUGAGGUUCAAUAUUAUGAGAGAUUGUCACCUUUAGUCCCAAUGAAGGUUCCUCUUCGAUCCUUGUCUGAUGUAAGAAACGGUGAUUGCAUAGUUACCUUUUCACGCCGGGAUAUAUACAAAUUGAAGAAACGAAUUGAGAGAGAAGGAAAGCAUCUUUGUUCGGUAGUAUAUGGUUCACUGCCACCAGAGACUCGAACAAGACAGGCAAGCAUGUUCAAUGAUGCAAGUAGCGAGUUUGAUGUUCUUGUGGCCAGUGAUGCCAUUGGAAUGGGCCUUAAUCUAAACAUCUCUAGGAUCAUUUUUUCAACGAUGCAGAAGUUUGAUGGUUUUCAGAUGCGAGAUCUGACUGUACCUGAGAUCAAACAGAUUGCAGGGAGAGCUGGUAGAUAUGGGUCAAAUUUCCCUCUCGGAGAAGUAACGUGCAUGUCAGGAGACGAUUUACCUUUGCUUCAUUCAGCAUUGGACUCUCCAUCACCCAUUUUGGAGCGUGCUGGACUACUUCCCUCCUACGAACUGUUGUAUAUGUAUUCACGGUUACACCCCCAAGCUGGUUUCUAUCAAGUACUGGAGCAUUUUGUUGACAAUGCCAAAUUAUCUGAAAAGUAUUUCAUUGUUAAUUGUGACCAAGUAUUGAAAGUGGCUGCUGUUGUUGAUGAGUUUCCCCUUGAAUUGCGUGAUAAAUACCUUUUUUGUAUCAGUCCAGCUGACAUGGACGAUGAGAUUUCAUCUCAAGGCCUGACACAGUUUGUAGAGAAUUAUGCGAAGAAAGGCCUUGUCCGGCUUCGAGAAAUAUUUACACCAGGAACACUGAAAGUACCCACGACGCCUCAAGCUCUUAAGGACCUGGAAUCCAUCCACAAGGUCUUGGAUCUCUAUGUUUGGUUGAGUUUUAGGUUGGAAGAUUCUUUCCCAGAUCAUGAGCUGGCUAAAUCUCAGAAGGCCCUUUGCAGCAUGCUGAUUGAGGAAUUCCUUGAUAGAUACGGGUGGCAGAAGCCAAUGGCUAGACGGUUGCCUUUGCGCAAAGUGUCAAAUUCUCUGUUAUCCCAAAACUUGAGGCAGCAUUUAUAAGUUCUGCCCUUUCCAUACCAGCACUAUGACCUCUGCGCUCAUUUGUAUGCUUAGCAUUGUAAAAGUUUCAGAAAACAAUAUCUUUUUUUUGGUUGUUGUAUAUUCUAUCCCUUGGGCGAUUAUUUCUUAUUUUUAUCAUGACUGUUGUUGUACUACAAAUUAAAUUUACAUAGUAAAGAUUAAAUAAUCUCUAUUAUUUUUUA
Medicago truncatula (barrel medic) is the source of this 2107-nucleotide messenger RNA. Its product is annotated as DExH-box ATP-dependent RNA helicase DExH16, mitochondrial. Gene Ontology annotation, molecular function: hydrolase activity, acting on acid anhydrides; ATP binding; RNA helicase activity. Gene Ontology annotation, cellular component: mitochondrial degradosome. NCBI's taxonomy places the organism in Eukaryota, Viridiplantae, Streptophyta, Magnoliopsida, Fabales, Fabaceae. The record is from RefSeq and is a predicted model, not a curated record. Gene Ontology annotation, biological process: mitochondrial RNA 3'-end processing. The transcript has 16 exons. The coding region runs from base 192 to 1904 and encodes 570 amino acids.